UCAUAAUAUGGGGACACUGAUCGGACAGUAUCAGGCGGUGUAACAAUAAACGGACAAAUAAACAGUUAUAAAUAUUUAAAUUCAUUCACAUAAAGAACACUCGCAUACGGAAGUUACAGUUACUGACGUUAACACACUUAUCUGCAAGCGAGUGGCGUCUGCCUGCCUGUCAAAGUAUAUGGGAUGCCAUCUUGGGAUGGUUUAUUGUACAAAGUAAGCGCACCGGAAGUUCUGCAAGCGUUAACGGCGCGACCGGAUAUCGUCAUAGAGAUCGAGAUGAGCAGCUUUUCGGGGAACAUCGAGCAGUGCGAGCGGCUCGAAAUACUCCUUAUAGGCGAGAAACUAAGAGAAUCUCUGCAAGAUUGCGGCAUGAUACAAAACCGGAAAUACCAUCUGCGCACGUACCGGAACUGCGUGGUGGGACGGGAACUCCUGGACUGGUUGGUGAGGAACAAACACUGCGAAACUCGUCAGUGCGCGCUUGAAGCGCUGAAGGUCCUGCAAGAUCACAAUAUCCUCCACCAUGUGUGCGACGACCACGAUGUGAAGGACGAUGUUCUGUACUACCGCUUCCGGCGUGACGACGACACUUACCGACAGUUCCCGAACCUUGAUCUCUUCUACACAGCUUUCACGCUCUACAACGGGCUGUCCACCCGCACCCACGGGAUCAUGCGCGCCUACCAGCAGGACGGAGAGCUUUACCGGAGCGCCUUCCCGGGGGCGGAGUUUGUGGAUCACGUGAUGCAGAACGGCGCCGCCGGAAGCCGCGAAGAGGGACUGGCACUUGGUCGUAAGCUUCUCGAGAACGACGUUAUAAGGCAUGUAACAGACGACUUUCACUUCCGUGACGACAGGCGGCUGCUCUACCAAUUUACAGUAGAUUUCGCUGGCCGGCGGCUUCUGUCGGAUGUGUUCAACUACGUCGGCAAGGGCGCGUGUCGGUCGGUCGUCCCUCGCGACAGGAUGAGGUCUUCCGUCAGGUUUAGCCAGUCCAAAUUCUUCACACCAACAUCUUCUCCGAGCAACACGCCGGAACAGCGCCGGAAACUCGAGCCCGUUGUAUCCAGUCAUGAGGGGAUCCCUAGUGACGUCACUCUCGAUGUCGACAGGUCACGAACGCAUUCGGGAGAUUCCGGAAAUGACACGGACAGUAGCGAAACAGCGACGGAUACGAGCAGCUUUCGUUCAGUGCUGUUACGUCAUGCGACCGUGCACGAGCUACUUUCCCCCGACACGCCGUAUGUGAAAAAGACCAUCAGGGUCCGCAGUGACCCCGUGGGGUACGGGUUCGUUAUUCGCGGCUGUAGCCCCACCUACGUGCAGGCGGUUGACCCACAGGGACCCGCCGCUGCAGCGGGCCUCAAGGUCCGUCAGUACAUUUACUCAGUGAAUGGUCAGUACGUGCUGACCAAUGACCACAAGGAGGUGGGCAGCAAGAUAUUGCAGAGCGACAGUCACGUCACACUGGUCGUCUUGACGCACAAACGUGACUCAAUACUAUGACGUGAACAGAAUUAAUGCACCGUUAUAACACACACGCGACAAAAUCUUGGGACAUCAGAAGGGGGAAUACAACGUAACACGACACGGUGUUCGUCAUGGAACCGAAAUAUGACAUAACCCUUAAAAGUAAGAACAUUUAAUACACCGGAAAUACUAAACGGUGUUCCUCAUGAAACAUAGACGAUCCCAAUCGUAUGACGUCAAGAGAGGGAAUAUACCUUAAGACGUCGCGCCGUUCGUAAUGACGCAUGUGAUAAAAUAAUUUGACGUUAGAGAAACGUUAACCGGUGAAAAUGUACGAAAGUGACGCAAUUUUCUGACGUCAGAUUGGCGAGAACACAUACGUCACGAAUUGCAUCAUAACCCAAUUGCACACACACACUUUGAAAAUGAAGUGUACACAAUUAAUAUGUAUUAAAACGCUUUUUUUUACUAUGAUUGUACACUAAUAUGCAACUAAUUUGAUAUAUUCUACAAAUAUGGACAUAUUCGAUAUGCUAAGCCUAUCGAAUGCACACUGACGCAAUUGUUUUAUCAAUUUUUCAUAUUGUACUUACCGUUUAAAAUAUUUUAAGAUAAUUUUUGUGGGACAGUUGUCUAUGUUUUACAAUUUUCAUUUUAAUCACUGGUAUGUAGCCUAUGCCAAGUCUUCCUAUUCCUUGUUGUUGCAAUUAAGUUGUUAUCUUCGAAUAUAAAUAAUAACAUGUAUUGUGUUGUGUACUCCAUAUUUGAGAACACGCUGACUCACUGUUAACAUAAUUUUAUAUGCAUUAAUAUCAGUCUGUUUUAUUAUUUAAGUUUUCAUUUUAAUCACCGGUAUGCCUGGUAUGUAGCCUAUGCCCAAUCUUCCUCUUCCUUGUUAUUGAAAUUAAGUUAUUAUCUUCGGAUAUAAAUAAUAACAUGUA
Messenger RNA from Dreissena polymorpha, 2411 nucleotides. RefSeq names its product DEP domain-containing mTOR-interacting protein-like. The transcript is spliced from 9 exons. Gene Ontology annotation, molecular function: protein binding. NCBI's taxonomy places the organism in Eukaryota, Metazoa, Mollusca, Bivalvia, Myida, Dreissenidae. Bases 184 to 1506 code for a protein of 440 amino acids. Gene Ontology annotation, biological process: intracellular signal transduction. The record is from RefSeq and is a predicted model, not a curated record.